Linum trigynum is the source of this 3504-nucleotide messenger RNA. NCBI's taxonomy places the organism in Eukaryota, Viridiplantae, Streptophyta, Magnoliopsida, Malpighiales, Linaceae. The record is from the annotation of a GenBank genome assembly.
AUGUGUCAUGUAAUCAAUUUCUUUUUUAAUUUAUUUUCCUCUCACUUUACCGAUCUUCUACCUGCUUCCAUUAUUCCUUUUUUCCCCAAAACCUUCCAUCUUCAUCACUUAUUCACUCUAUACAUACAGUACAGGAAGAAGAAAAUGAGAUAAUCAUUGGGUUUCCUAAUCGAAUUCAUCAUCUAUUUGUUUAUUAUCUGUCACCAAUGAAUUUCAUCCUUGAUUGAUUCAAAGGAAUUUUUUUAGAUGAUUCAAUGAAAAUUUCAAACACAAGAAAGCGGUGAACUACUGAUUAUCCGCCAUUGUUGACGUCUCCGAGAAAAAAGCGUUGACGUGAUGAUGAUGGAUGAUGCUGUCAUACCCAUGGAUUCUUGUUUAAAACAUCCAAUGAUGUAUUGAUGAAUGAGUUCUAUUAUUUGGUAUCCAUUAAAGGCGGGGAAAUUCCAGAGGAAGGGAGAUAGAGUGUGUUCCCAUGUUUCCUCUGUACAGAACACAAAAGGGUGAAGAUGGAAGGUUUUGGGAGGAAGAAGAUCGGUAAGGAGAGAGACAAAUAAAUAAAAAAUAAAUGAAUCAAUUUACACAUGGCAGCAUUGGAUAAUUAAUUUGAAGUGGAAGGUUAAGCUACCAAAAAUAUUAAAAUAAUAAUGUAACUACACGUGUAUGUACCUAAAUUUAAGUACUAAGAUAAUCAUUCUUAAUGUAGACAAAACGACAGAGAGGUAAAAAUAGGUUUCCAGCAGCAUGUUGGGCAUAAUUCCGUCGCCUCCAACCCUACCAAACCACCUAUAAUCAGUAUCCCACCCUGCCGAGACCCUAAACCAAAGAAGUUUGCAGCCAUUAUAUCGAUGGAAGAAGAAGAACAUCCUCGUAACAGUGCCAUCGAAGAUGACCUUGAGAGUUUAGAGGAAACAGGAGAAACCGACAAUGGCAUUCUGAAUGGAGAAACGACUGGGAUGGAAGAUGUGAUUUUAGAUCCUCCUAAAAUCGGCCAGAUAUUUAAUGACUUCGAAGAAGCUUACAACUUCUACAAUGAUUAUGCAAGGGCUUGGGGAUUCUCUGUUAGGUGCUCAAAGAAAGUUCGGAACAACAAGGUAGAGGUUACUACUGGAGCUUUCGUUUGUUCUUGUGAGGGACAUAGAGCCCCCAACAAAGGGGAGAAAAAGAGAGACUCCCCCAUGGAGACCAGAUUUGGUUGUAAAGCAAAAUGGAUAGUGGAUAUAUUUAAAGAAGAUCACAAUCAUAUGCCAAUUAAUCGGCAGUGUACUCAUCACCUGAGAUCACAACGAGGGUUAACAGAGGCUGACAAGGCAGACUUUAGAUUUAAGAAGAAUGCAGGUAUGAAACCUUCUCAAAUCAUAAAGCUUGCUGUGCAUAAUGCUGGAGGACAUGACAAAGUUGGGUACACAGUAAAAGAUGGGAUGAAUUUCAGCACUCGAGAUCGCAAUGAAAGGCUAUGUCCUAGUGAUGCGGCAGCCGCACUGGCCUAUCUAGAAUCGAAGAAAAGUACGGACACGCACUUCAUCCUCUGGUACACUACUGACGAGGAAAAUAGGCUCCACAAUUUAUUCUGGGCAGACAGUAUGAGCAUAGCUGACCUCUCGUGCUUUGGAGAGUUGCUCGCAUUUGACACGACAUACAAAAAAAAUAUUUACAAUAUGCCUCUUGUUAUUUUCACAGGUAUCAACCAUCAUUUCACGAGUUGCUUAUUUGGGAGUGCACUGUUAGCUAAUGAGACUGAAGGGAGCUACAAGUGGGCUUUGGAGAUAUUGAAGGAAAUGUUGGGUGGAAAGGACUUGCAUACAGUUGUAACAGAUGGGGAUAAAGCAAUGAGGAAUGCCAUUGAUACUGUGUUUCCAUAUGCAACACACCGGCUUUGUGCGUGGCAUCUUUCAAAGAAUAUCAAGGGCAAGGUGAAGAAUAGCCCAGACUUCGAACCCCAAUGGAGCACAUUUGUAAUUGCUGAUUAUGAGCAAGAAGAAUUUGAAGAGAAAUGGAAGGAAUUAGUGGGAAAAUGUGGUCUACAGAAAAACCAAUGGGUGACUAAAAAUUUAUUUGGGAGACGCGGAGAAUGGGCGGACACAUACUUACGCUCCCACUACUUUGCCGGGCUGACAACCACAUCAAGAAAUGAAGGUAUAAAUUCAUUUGUUGGAAGAUAUUUGGAGGAGAGACACUGUUUGCUUGACUUUUUCAUUCAGUAUGAUCGUUGGUGUAGGGAUUUGAGGGAAACAGAGAUCAAAUUAGAUUUUAAAUCUAAUUAUGGUUUAACCCCGCUAAAGAGCACCAUGCUUAGACCCCUUGAAGAAAGUGCAGUUAAGUUGUUCUCGAAAGCUGCAUUUCUUAAAUUCAGAAGUGAACUAGAGCAGGUUAUUGGGUGCAUAAAGAACACUCAAUCUGAGGAUGGAAACAUACACACCUACAGUUUAAGUAUGUUCAACAAACAGAAGGUUGUGGAGGUAAAAUACAACCUUGAAACAAAGGAUAUGGAGUGCAGUUGUAAAAAAUUUAACAGUGUUGGAAUUCCCUGCACUCAUAUGCUCUGUGUGUUGAAAGAAGAACGGGUGAAAAGUCUUCCUGAGAAACUGGUACUUAAACGUUGCUCAAAGAACCCAAAGCCAAUAGACAGUAUGCCACCGCCACCUAAGUUGGGGGAUGAUCAUUCUUUCAACACCAGAUAUGGGUCACUCCAGUUCUUGGCUACACAUAUUUUCCUAUUGGGGGCAGAGACUCCUCUAUCUUUCCAGGUUGCUCGAGGGGGGUUGACAGCAGUGAGGGACAAGUUGGAAAUGAUGAGAACAACUCCGGCUGAAAGGGAAUCGAUGGUAAUACCUAAGGAGUUCGAAAGAGCCCUCAACCCCAAAAAAGUGAUGUUCAAGGGAUUUAGAAAAGGAAAGGCAAAAAAACAACAGAAGAAAAAGAAGAUGAAGUGUGGGAGAUGCGGUAGAAGGGACGGUCAUUAUAUUAAGACUUGUCCUGAACCCGAAGGCUACGUGUCGCCAGCUACAGAAUCUUCGUCUGAUGAAGAGGAUGACGACGAUGAUAUGGAUUUUGCGGACAGUGAUGGAGGUGAUGAUGGAGAUGAUGACGAUGACCAAAGUGGUCGGCCCCAAAAGGUAAUUGGUAAAACAUAUUUGAGUUCUUAUCAGAAUUAAUAGUUCUUAAAAACUAAGUGUUUUUAUCAUGGUUAUAUCAUAAGCAACGAACUAGCAACCACGAUGCUGAUGUAGAGCCUACGGAAAACAUACCGAAGCUACAUAAGGUUAUACAACACUUGCUUUCUAAAUUUUCUUCUAUUUGGUAGAAGUAGCUAUCAACUUAAGAGUUUAAUUUCUACUCUUGUAACAGACUGGGCCACGUACUAGGAGUAGUACUAUGACACAUCAGCAGCAAGGGAAAUCCAAUAAGCAUACAGAACCUAGUGUGGAGCCUUCUACUCAAUGUUAUGAACGCCAAUCUGAGAGGACCCAACAGGUUUUUUAGUGAAAAUAAUCUAAUGCAUCCUAA